AUGAAAACAACUAAUUCUGUUCAGUCAACAAUUGGCACAUGUUUUGUUUUGUUCAGUGCCUAUGUCAACAGUCUCUCAUCUAAGAUUGCCUCCACUCCCAAAAGGACACAAAUCCCCCUUUCCAGGCUUCCCACAGGUACCCAAGGGCCCACCAUCUCCACUGCACACCCUCUGGGCAGACAAUGUCUUAGCUGCAUCCCCCUUUCUCCAGGAGCACAGGUAUUCAAACAGGAGCAGGACCCUAAGGUCCUUGCGCCCCAUUCCCUACCAUGUACCUGCCUGACUUCUGUCUGUGGAAAACUUUAG
Messenger RNA from Rangifer tarandus platyrhynchus (Svalbard reindeer), 306 nucleotides. Lineage: Eukaryota; Metazoa; Chordata; Mammalia; Artiodactyla; Cervidae. The record is from the annotation of a GenBank genome assembly.